Beta vulgaris subsp. vulgaris (sugar beet) is the source of this 872-nucleotide messenger RNA. RefSeq lists its product as uncharacterized. The transcript has 5 exons. Gene Ontology annotation, molecular function: cysteine-type peptidase activity. The record is from RefSeq and is a predicted model, not a curated record. Gene Ontology annotation, biological process: proteolysis. The coding region runs from base 104 to 709 and encodes 201 amino acids. Lineage: Eukaryota; Viridiplantae; Streptophyta; Magnoliopsida; Caryophyllales; Amaranthaceae.
UCAUGAAGUAUGUAUUUUUGUUUCGAGGACAUGAAGUAUUUAUUUAGUUGACUUUUAAUUGUGAUUUUUUUCUAGAUAAUUGACGAUUUCAAUAAGUGUCUCUAUGUACUUAAUUUUUUUUUGUUAUGCUAGGCACUUAAGUGAAUCAUGUCAGAAAGAUGGCAUAUCUGGGGUGUAUGGAUUUUGUGAUCCUAAUUAUAUAGCUUCAUGGACUCCAACUAUAGAAGAAGAACGAUCUGACUAUUUAUGUCGUGUUUUCGGGUGCAAUGGAGGCAAGAACAUUAAUCAACUAUUUUUUGCACCUUUCCAUGAAGAUCGACAUUGGAUGCUAGCUGUCAUAAGCCCUUGGAACGGAACAGUUUUUUGGCUUGAUCCUAGUGGAGCAGACUAUAUUCGUGAUUUUGCUGAACGGAUCAUUAAUGAAGGUAUUGUAAAAUUUAGCAUGGUUCAUCGAAAGGACGUCAAGAAAUUGAAAAAAAAUCCUGUAAGGUGGAACAAAAUACAGUGUCCUCGUCAAGCUCUAGGCUCUAAGGAUUGUGGCUAUUAUGUUUGUCGUUACAUGAUUGAAACUAUCGCAAGUAAACGGCAAUUAAUUCCUGAUAAGUACUUUCCAGGGAUUCCUAGCACUUAUUCCCAAGAGAUGAUUGACGAGUUAAGAGAUAUGUGGGUGGAUUAUUUAAACAAUCAAACACAAGACGAUGGAGAUUGAAGACACGACCAAGUUUGAAUUGUACAUAUUAUUUAAUUAUUUUCGAAUUUUAGUUUUAGUAGCUAGCAUUAGAUUAUAGAAAUUUUAUUUUAAGACAUUAUUAGAAGAAAUUGAUGUUUUGAAUAUAAUUUAUUUUGUAUAUAAAUUAAAUAUAGCAAAUAUU